Anthostomella pinea is the source of this 2547-nucleotide messenger RNA. The record is from the annotation of a GenBank genome assembly. Lineage: Eukaryota; Fungi; Ascomycota; Sordariomycetes; Xylariales; Xylariaceae.
AUGGGUCGUCUCAAUCCCUUCACCGCACUGCUUCUGGCAGCUGGUUUAUACGUGCCGCAAUGCCUUGGCCAAUCGAGCACACCUACCGUCUACACGGAUAGCGGGACGGGCAUCGUGUUCGACACUUGGACUGUACCCGAUACAGCAGCAGGUGGUACUGGAGUUUCGACCUGGGGAGGCCUGACAUUCGGUGUGGCACUACCAGCGGAUGCUCUCACGACCGACGCAGACGAGUUCAUCGGAAUUCUACAAUGUGGCUCCAACAGUACUACCGCGACAGGGUGGUGCGGUGUAUCCUUGGGUGGCCCAAUGACAAACAGUCUGCUUCUGAUGGCCUGGCCGUAUGAAGAUCAGAUCUUGACUUCUUUCCGAUUUGCCACUGGAUAUGUCCUCCCCGAAGUGUACACGGGCAAUGCGUCGUUGACUCAAAUCUCGGCUACCGUAACCGACACGGAUUACACCUUGAUCUUCCGAUGCCAAAACUGUCUCUCGUGGAAUCAAGAUGGAGCUUCGGGCUCUGCAUCGACUAGUGGCGGUUCCUUGGUGCUGGGCUGGUGCAAUGCUUUCCCUUCCCCAGGAAACCCGAGUUGUCCUGACGACGUUGACAUCGUCCAGCACGACAAUGGACAGGGCAUCUGGGGGGCAGCCCUCGAAACCGGCGUAGCCAACCCAUCCUACACGGAGUGGGCAGCCUUGGCCACUGCUACCGUGACCGGAAGCUGUGCCAGCACACCACCUACGACCACUGCUACUACUACUUCUGCUACCCCUACUGCUACCGCUACGGGAAUUCCGGUACCGACUGGGUCCUAUGACUAUAUCGUGGUUGGUGGCGGCGCCGGCGGAAUCCCCAUCGCUGACAAGUUGAGCGAGGCAGGCCACAGCGUCCUGCUGAUUGAGAAGGGCCCGCCAAGUUCAGGGCGAUGGGGUGGUACUCUGGGCCCAGAUUGGCUCGAUGGUACGAACCUGACCCGGUUCGAUGUACCAGGAUUGUGUAAUCAGAUCUGGCAUGACUCGGCUGGUAUCGCCUGCGCGGAUACUGACCAGAUGGCCGGUUGUGUGCUUGGCGGAGGUACUGCUAUCAACGCAGGAUUGUGGUGGAAGCCCUACGGGUUGGACUGGGAUUACAACUUCCCUGCCGGGUGGCAGGCUGACGACAUGACUGCUGCGACUGAGCGUGUGUUCUCGCGGAUCCCGGGUACUGACACGCCUUCGCUAGACGGUAAACGGUAUCUCCAGCAAGGCUUCGAAGUCCUCGCAGGCGGACUUGCAGCUGGCGGAUGGACCAACGUCACGGCUAACGACGUUCCCAAUGAGAAGAAUAAGACGUUCUCUCACACCCCCUACAUGUUUUCCCAUGGCGAAAGAGGAGGACCUAUGGCUACUUACCUCGUCUCUGCUAACGCACGAACCAAUUUCGACCUAUGGAUGAACACCGCGGUCAAACGCGUGAUUCGGACUGGCGGCCACAUCACAGGUGUCGAAGUCGAGGCAUACAUGGAUGGUGGUUACGCGGGUCUGGUCAACGUCACAGCGACAUCUGGUCGUGUGAUCCUCUCUGCUGGAACAUUUGGCUCAGCUAAAAUCCUGAUGCGAAGUGGAAUUGGUCCUACAGACCAACUCGAGGUUGUUCAGACCUCGACCGAUGGACCAACUAUGAUUUCCAACAGCUCUUGGAUCGAUCUUCCAGUGGGCUACAACUUGGAGGACCACACUAACACUGAUACUGUCAUCGAACAUCCUGAUGUUGUCUUCUAUGACUUCUACGAAGCUUACACCGAUCCAAACGUCACCGACGAGAACCUAUACCUGGAUUCGCGAUUUGGCAUUCUUACUCAGGCGGCACCAAACAUUGGCCCAAUGUUCUGGGACGAGAUUACUGGCGCCGAUGGUAUUGUCCGACAGCUGCAGUGGACGGCCAGAGUCGAAGGCAGUGACGGAACACCCGAUGGAACCGCCAUGACUAUGAGCCAAUAUUUGGGGCGAGGUGCCACGUCCAGAGGUCGCAUGACCAUCACAGCGGCUCUGACAACGGUGGUUUCGACGCUACCGUAUCUGCAUGACGAGAAUGACGUUCAGGCUGUUAUCCAAGGAAUCAAGAACCUUCAGGCAGCCCUCGCCAAUGUCGAAGGGCUCACUUGGACAUACCCCCCAGCCAACACGACUGUAGAAGACUUUGUCAACAAUAUGCUGGUCUCAUACACCAACCGACGUUCGAACCACUGGAUUGGAACAAAUAAACUGGGAACUGAUGAUGGCCGAGUGAACUCCGGUUCAGCUGUGGUCGACUUGGAUACCAGGGUCUACGGCACUGACAACCUGUUUGUCGUCGAUGCGAGUAUCUUCCCUGGCCAAGUCAGCACCAACCCCUCGGCCUACAUCGUCAUUGCUGCUGAGCAUGCCUCUGAACGUAUUCUUGCCUUGACCCCUGCGACAGCUCAAGCGCAGUACUCCCAGUGCGGUGGGUUGGGGUACACUGGCAGCUUCCAGUGUGCGUCUGGCACUACUUGCACGUACCAGAACGAUUACUAUCAUCAGUGCGUGUGA